UGACACGUCAAUUACCGUCAUGAACUUUUAUUCAGUCGCUGAGCUAUUGCCAUGGAUGUUGUUGCUAUUUUCCUCGACCGGCCUCACGACUCCCGUUCCGAACAAGGAAUUCGAUUGCAAAGGUCGAGUAGAACGGUGUGAGAGGAAAAAGGCAGCCACCAGGAGACCAGUGUGUGGCACAGACAAUAUUAGCUACCCUAGCAGAUGCGCUUUGCUGCGAGUCCGAUGCUUUAAUGACUCGCUUUUACGUGUCAAACAUCGCGGACGAUGCAAAGAAAAGCAGCCUUGUUGGGUGGAUCACACUUCGAAAUCAGUUGAUCCAACUCGAACACCGGACUCGUAUAUGCCCAGAUGCAAAGCAGACGGCACAUACUUCCGAAUUCAAUGCCAUCAAAAGGAAGGAUAUUGUUGGUGUGUAACACCUGCAGGAAAAGUAGUGUCCAACACCAUUGUUCGAGGACAAAAGCCUAAAUGUGAUAACGGCAGAGGCAAAUGGCGUAGAGGUUCUUUGCAGAAAGGUGGACAUUUCAGAAGAGAAUGCAGUAAAAACGAUAAAGCAAUAUUUGUCAAUAAUUUAGUCAGAAUAUUCAGAACGGAGUACAAUCGAGAACAAUACGCCGCAUUAAUAAAUGUAGGUGACCGUUCGCUAUUGGACCCGAUUAUGUUGGACAAACGAGCCGCUGAAUGGAAAUUCAAUACUUUGGACGCAGACAAAAACGAAAGCCUUACUAAAAUAGAAUACAGGGACCUAAAAAGACUAGUCCGUAAAGUGGUCAGGCCCAAGAGAUGUUCCAGGACGUUUAUCCGCACCUGCGACGCGGACCAUAACAGUUUGAUAUCAAAAGUCGAAUGGGCAAAUUGUUUAUCGAUUGACGAAACAUUGGACAAAAGGUCAUCGACAACAUCGACUACGACGACCACGACCACGACCACGACUACUACGACUACCACCACAACGACCGAAAUUCCCUCGUCGGAAGACUACGAAGACAAAGAAGACGGUGGAAUCGGACUUGAGGAAGCCGAUCCUGAAGACAUACUACAAGAAAGCGUAGCUACGCUUAGUGGUACUCUUCCGGGUUUAAUGGCCGAAGGCGACCAAGAGGAAGAGGCUGAAGUUAAUGAUUGUUUAAUGGACAGACAGGAAGCAUUAGAUGAUCCAUCCACUUCAUCCCAUAAGUACAUACCAGAAUGUACAACAGAUGGAAGAUAUAAACGUAUUCAGUGUUACAAAUCAGUUGGUUAUUGUUGGUGCGUACAAGAAGACACCGGAAAACCAAUACCAGGAACCUCGGUGAAAGAUUCUAAUCCAAAAUGUGAUGGUAUUCCCUUACUUUCUCGGCCAAUGAAAGGCUGCCCCGAACAUAAAAAACAUAUUUUUUUAAAAGAUCUCAUGGAUUACCUAAAACAAAAACACAGUAAAAACAACACGUCAUUUUCUAUUGACUAUGAAUCGAUAAUCUCAGACAUUUUUCAUUCUCUGGACACAAAUCACAAUAAAGUGUUGGAACGCAAAGAAUGGAAAAGUUUUCGCGAAGAAAUGGCAGCCAACAACAAACUAAAAAGAUGUGGAAAAAAGAUGCCUCGGCAUUGUGAUGUAAACCAUGAUAAUAAAAUUGGUUUUACAGAAUGGCUGAACUGUUUAAAUGUUAACCAUGUUCAGACUCAAACACAGCCCAAUGAAUCUAGCACAACAAUAAUUGCUAAAAGAAGAGGUCCUAAUCCACUUGAAUCAUAUCUGAAGGGUGAUGACUGAUGACUAAACCAUAUAGAGGACAGUAUUGUUCUGAAAUAAAUAAAAAUCAAUAAAAUACAGCAAAAUUAAUUUUUAUUAAGACUGUAAAUUAUGAUUUAAC
Molecule: messenger RNA, 1856 nt
Organism: Melanaphis sacchari
Lineage: Eukaryota; Metazoa; Arthropoda; Insecta; Hemiptera; Aphididae
Gene: magu
Product: SPARC-related modular calcium-binding protein 2
Exons: 13
Coding region: 20-1756 (578 amino acids)
Biological process (GO): extracellular matrix organization
Cellular component (GO): basement membrane
Molecular function (GO): heparin binding; calcium ion binding; protein binding
Source: RefSeq, a predicted model, not a curated record